AUGGCUGCCUCUAACGUGCCAAAGGGUUUCCAGGUCGACGUCCAGAGCGGUGGGUAUGCCGUCGUCACCGUGCGCUCUGAGCCCGUCAACACGCUUUCCCUCGACCUCUGGAGGGGCCUGACCAGCAUCCUAGAUGCGUGCGAAGAAGAUCCGGCCGUGCGGGGCAUAAUCUUCCGGUCGGGCUUGAAGAAGGACAUUUUCUCGGCAGGCAACGACAUCCGGGAGCUCUACGCCCCUCUGACCUCUGCCCAGCGAUACAGGGAGUUUUGGGUGACGUCCAACAAGUUCCUGGCCCGCCUGUACAGCACACGACUGGCCACCGUGGCGGCAAUCCGUGGCGCGUGCCCGGCUGGAGGUUGCGCCAUUUCCCUGGCGUGCGAUUACCGAGUCAUGACCGAGCAUGGGCACAUCGGCCUGAACGAGGUGGCACUCGGCAUCUCCGUGCCCAAGUUCUGGGCGGGGUUGAUGGGACGUGUCAUCGGGGCAAGGACCGCCGAGAGGCUUUGCCUGAAUGCGGAGCUUCCAGACCCUCGCCGAGCCCUGUCGCUCGGCCUUGUCGACGAGGUGGUACCUACCGCUCAGCUGGAUGCAGCGGCCCAGAAAGCCCUGGCCUCCAUGCUGAGUGCCCCAGACGUCGGUCGUGCGGCAACCAAGAGGAUGCUGCGAGAGGAGUACAGCGCGCAGUGGUCCGCCUACUGCCAGACGGAGUGGGAGUAUGGCUGGGAGUCGCUCGACUCUCCCGCCGUCACAGAAGCGCUGGGCAAGGUCAUGGCACGGCUCAGCUCCAAGAAGACCUCCAAGCUCUGA
Molecule: messenger RNA, 807 nt
Organism: Auxenochlorella protothecoides
Lineage: Eukaryota; Viridiplantae; Chlorophyta; Trebouxiophyceae; Chlorellales; Chlorellaceae
Product: Enoyl-CoA delta isomerase 1, mitochondrial
Exons: 5
Coding region: 1-807 (268 amino acids)
Biological process (GO): fatty acid beta-oxidation
Cellular component (GO): mitochondrion
Molecular function (GO): enoyl-CoA hydratase activity
Source: RefSeq, a predicted model, not a curated record